AUGGCUGUAGGCGAGGGUCGCCGAGGCGUAUGGGAACCUCUACCACUAAUCGUAUACGGUUAUGCUAUACACCCCUUGUCCCCCUCGCACCGCGACACCAGGAUUUCCAGCCGUACACCGAGGCUCUCUACAGUAACUGAAGCUUCCACGUUUGACAGCAUCCAGUACAAGGACGUCGUUUCCUUGGAGGUGGGAGAUGAGGUAUACGCUUUCGAGAAGUACACGCCGAAGGGGAAGGAGUGCGAAGGGGUCUGGUACAGAGGGUACGUCGUCGUGCAGACGCGGCGCCCGACGGUGAACUGGUCGGCCAUCUCGGACCCCUCGUCCUCUACGCCCAAGCCGCUCGCGAAGGCCGAGGAGCCCCAGCAGGUCUUCAUCGGCAUCUUCCCCUCCUCGCACAUUUACGUCCGUGAGGAGCUCUCCGAUGCCGAGGGCCGCCUCGCCGACCUCGCCUCCAUGCACGCGUCGAACAUCGGCGCGCCGGGAUCCGGGACGGGGACAGCUACCCCGAGCAUGCACACCGUCCAGGAAGACGACGAGGUUGACACGCACCGGGGGCGUCCCAACAAUAAUAAUGGGUCCUUUCGCCUGGGUCCCCCGCCCGAGCAGGCGAACUCGUCUAGGGCCGCGCUCCCCGUGUACACCCAGAGCCUCCGCUCGUCCUCCCCUGCCGAGUCGCAGCUCAUCAAGCCGCUCCCCCCGCGGCCCACAUUGAAGAUGCAGGAUGACACAGCGAGCGGCGCGGAGCAACCCAUCAUCGACGAGAUAGCGUCCGCCCUGCGGGAAUGGCACACCCUCAUGUUCCAGUACCUCGCGCGGCGCGACUACAAGCUGUUCCACACCGUUCGGGAGCACAUUGAGGCGCUGCAUCUGGGCCGCCGGCAGCUCCUCGCGCAGACGCUCAGCGCGGACGAGACGAUGAACCUCCGGCGGGACUGCGUGGCGAGACUGGUAAGUGGGAACAUCGUCCAGGGCUUGGACGUGAUCGUCCGGCACCCAACGUGGGGUGCGCUCGUCACCGUUGAUGUGGAGGGCGACAUUGACCCGCGCAGCUGGGUCAGCGCCGUGCGGAUGUACGCGAUGCAGACGUCCCUGGCGUACAUGGACGUGAAUACGAACACACCGCUCAAGUCCGGUAAGCUCCCUGCGCUUGCAUCGGUUAUAGAUUUUGCGUCUACGGGACCCGUCCCUACUCCCGCACAUUCUGCGUUUCCGGACUUACCGACGCGAGGGAAGGGCCAUUCCCGUGCUGUCGGCUCCUUGGGCCCUCCCCAGCCCCCGAAACUCGCUGCUGCGAAGUUUUAUCACGUAUUCCUUGAGCUGAAGGCGUUCGUUGCGUCUCCCUGUGCUCCAGGAGAGACUGCGGAGUUGUGGUUCUCCCUGUAUAACCGGGCAGAGUCCAAGUUCGUGAGCGAGGACUUUGUCGUUGUACUUAAUCACCACGGGAGGCUCUCGCGUGAUCCAUCCGCGCAUAUCCGCACCCUCUUCACUGAUCUCGUACAGUCCGAUGUCCAGGAUCCGAUAUACCUGGUCUGCCGUAUCGUCAGGAAGGGUGCGCUCAAGCUCGGGAGUAACCUCAGCUCUGGCUUGCCCAUUGAUCGGAGGGAGUCAGAGAGCGAUGGCGCAGGCUUUCAUGGUCCCUCGCAACCAGCGAAUGGCCAGUCAUCGUCGAGCGAUCCGGGGAACACCUUCCGUCGACCAUUUGGAUGCGCCGUGCUGGCGCUGGACCAGCUCACCCAGAUGGCGGCGGACCACUCUGAGGUUUCCUCGACCAAGGAACAUCCGAUGCCGAUUUUUGUCCCUGUCCCCAACAACGAGAGCGGGUUCUCUAUGCUCCAUCAGGAUAUCAUCGAGAAUUACACGAAGGAAUUUGAGAAAUCGCCAAGGGCUGAUAUGCUCGUCGUUUCCAUCAAGGUAUAUCACGGAGAGACGGAGAGGAUCAUCAAGGAGAAUACAUCGCUACUCCAGGAUACCCCGCUCACCCUACGGCUUGGCUUCCCAGAUGUCGUAUUCCCGGGCGAUGUUCGUAACGAGCUCUAUGUCAAGUUAUGGAGCGGAGACUUCUCUCCCUCCCGGUCUGGGUCUGCGCGGUCGAGUAUGGCGAACUUCGCAAGGGGCCAGAUUGCGUCCACUGCGAAUAACAUACAGGUCACUGUCGAGAUCCGAGAUCAGGACGGCCGAAUCGUGGAGGACGCGCUGUAUAUGGGAAGCGGAGAGCCGGCGGUGAAGCAAUUCCACUCUAUCGUCUUCAAGCAGAACAAUCAGCCGACAUUUGGAGAGCUCAUUAAAAUCAAGCUUCCGUUGCAGGGCAUACCGUCUUGGCACCUCUUUUUCACCUUCAGGAACCGUAGUUCAAGCCAGAAGACGGCUGGGCGAGCGGGCGUUGACGCACCUGAACGUCCUUUCGCAUUCGCAUUUCUUCCGUUAUUCCCGGAUGACUGCGCCUUCCCUGAAGACGGCGAGCACAGGCUCCUCCUCUACCGAGCUGAUAGGUUGAGUCAAAUUUCGCCCGACAUGUAUCUGUCGGCGCCGCCAUGCUUGGCACCCAACCAAAGAUAUAAUGAGUUACCGCUACCGGCCGAUAUGGCGCGAGUGACCCAGGCUAUCCGGGACCAUCUCACUCUCCGGACAUCCCUAUGCUCCACCAGGUUCACUCAAAAUUCGGUGCUACUGAGUCUCCUGAAUUGGGAGAAGAUUAGGGAUAACGAGCUCCUCUCGACAAUCCUUACGAAGUUCACGUUCGUGGGAGAGGUCGAGAUAGUCAAGUUCUUGCGCGACAUCUUUGAUUCCUUGUUCGGUAUCCUCGUCUCUCGGAGCAAUCAGACGGGCGAGAUGGACCAUCUGGUGUUCAACGCGCUCGUCACUGUGCUCGGGAUAGUGCAGGACCGGCGAUUCAGCAACUUCCAGCCGGUGUUGGACGUCUACAUCGAGAAGCAUUUCAACUGUGCUCCAGCUUCCUCGCACAUGCUACAUUCCAUGAACAGACUUCUUGCUAACCCGACAUCCACAGCUCUGAUUGCGGCACUGAAAGUAUGGCACUAUAUCUUCAAAUUUAUCGCCAGGUCGCGGGAACUACAGAAAGUGAAAGAACUGGGCAUGGGAGGCGGCGCGACUGCCGAACAUCUUGAAUCAACUUUCAAACGAGAAGUGCAAGCUCAUCUCUCAGAAGUCAAUCUAAUGAUGUCCACUACAAGUCCAUCUUCGAUCAUUGGAGCUCAGACGAUCGCCUUGAAGCACUUUACAGCGAUAUUACCUGAACUUGCCAAGAUCUUUUCGACAGUGGAGCUUGUGACAAUAGCGACAACCUUCGCCAAUGCUGUACUGCCUGCGAAAGGGAAGAUUGUCGUGUGGAAAUUGAACAUGUAUCUGCAGCUGGUCAAGGGCUUCUUGUUCGACAAUCCUCAAUCCCGGUCGUUGCUUGUUGACGCCGUCGUAAUAUGGAUCAAGCCUCACUUUGGACGCUUUGACGAGUAUGCUCACACGCAAGCUGGCGACUCUGAUUCAGCGCGGGACGCUGCACGCGUGGAGUGGAUCGAGAGUAUUCGGAUAUGUGUCACGAUCAUCGCUGUCAUGCUGGACAAGUUGCAGCAAAAUCUAAUAUCACCUUCCACCAUUAGCGACAGGAAUCUACUUCGUCAAGAACAAGAUAACAUCGAGUACCUCGUGACCCUUUUGCCUAGACUAUUGGAUUCCUACGUCGAGCUUCAAAAUCCGCUAUCAAUACGUGCUAUCGAGCGUACACGUUCUCCAACUACCCUUACGGCCUCUGCGCCUGUCACAUUCCCUGAAUCAUACCCAUUUUCGCUCCUUGCACAUCCUCCUAAUUCGGCUGGCCCCCGAUACAACCCUGUUGGUCCAACGUCUAACAAAGCUGUCUUUAACCCUGGACUAGGCGAAGCUGCGAUAGUCUUUCUCACACUCAUUCUUUCAUCGCCGAAAAAGAAUAUCCUGAAUUUCCUAAUUGAUCAAAUGCUUGAGAUUGAAGGUAGGGAUAACACCAGGAACUUCCUGUCUCAACUCUUCAAGGUGUCGGCCUCUAUCGUGGAUAACGGGGCAUUCCCUCAUAAUUGGUUGAACGUCAACAUUUUGGCUCACAAGGUCUUGAUUAAACUCAUGGACCCCGUGGCUACCUUAAUGGAGCGACACUUCGUGCCCCAUGAACAUGCCCCCUUCCAAUUUGACGCAGCCCUCUGGCAAGAAUGUGUCUACGUUCUCUUAAAGCUUUGUUCCUCUGAGCAACUGAUGAUCGAAGAAUUUAGCCCACAGAGGCGCCGCGCCGUUUGGCGGCUAGCAGGUGAUAUACGAGGAGAAGGUGCUGCCGUUUUGCUCCGGCUCUGGCAUGCUUUGGGUUGGUCCUCCGGUACUGCGACGCCUAUUUAUGGGGGCUAUCAAAUUGCCCUGAACGUUCUCGUUGGCCAUAUAGUCAAUCUAUGUCUCAGCCACCACGAUCAGCUGCGACAAAAUGCCGUUCAAAUUCUCUAUAGCAUGAUCAUCUCGGAAUACCACACAUCUGGUCAUUUCGACGAAAUCGAGAACGAAGUAGUCAGCAAGCUCGAUUCGCUGUUCAUGUCCGACAGUCGAGGAGACGACAUAUCAAGGGCUUUCUUCAUUGGGCAACUGAGGCAUCUCUUUGAUUCGUCGGAUGUGGAUGCGCAGCUACGGGAACGAAUCACGAUUUUCCUCGAAGCUGUUGAUCAGUUCCUCGAGCUUUUGCUCAGCGUUCGGGCACUACCCGAGGGUGAGGAAUUUGCGGACGACAGAGUCAUUGCCACGCUUCGCCUCAUGAACUUCAUAAGAAGAAUUGGGCGGGAUGAGAUGUACAUCAAGUAUGUACAUCAGCUGGUCAAUAUGCACCUGCAAUCCCAGAACUACGUAGAGGCUGCUCUGACUCUGAAGUUACACUCGGAUCUACACGAUUGGGAUUUGAAUACUUUUGUGGAACCGAUGGAAGAUUUGGGUCUCCCGCAGCAAUCUCAGUUUCACAGGAAGGAGACCUUGAGUCUCUUGAUCCUUGACUACCUCGGGAAGGGCAAGGCCUGGGAAAGUGCAAUUGAGAUCUGUAAAGAGCUGGCCUUCCAGCACGAAGAGGUCACUUUCAACUAUGCGAGACUCGCCGAAAUACUGCGACAUCGGGCAACCUUGCUGGAACACAUCAUCACGGAUCAGAGGUACUACCCUGACUACUUCAGGGUGGUAUUCUACGGGAACUUCCCAGAUGCCAUUCGUGGAAAACGAUUCAUUUAUCGAGGUUAUGAAUGGGAGAAGUUUGGCGCCUUCUGCGAGAGAAUACUUAACAAGCAUCCUGGAGCCCAACUUCUCAAGAGCAUGGGGGACCCGCCAGUGGACAUCCGGUUCGGUACUGAUCAAUACAUACAAUGCACGGCAGUUGUUCCGGAGCCUAAUCGCACUCUACCUGUUUUUACCAACCUCGAUGUCCCAGUUCCGGUCCGGACAUACUAUGAGCACUGCGCCAUCAACCUUUUCAGCUGCUCUAGACCUGUCACCAGACAGGCUAGGGACGGGUCGGAAGAGGUAUGGAUCGAGAAGACGUACUUCAGUACAGAGGAGUCGUUCCCGACGGUCUUGAGGAGGUCAGAGAUCGUCGACACAGAAAUCAUCUAUAUCUCUCCCGUCGAGAAUGCUCUCCAAGAAGUAGAAGAGAAGACCAAGGAGCUGCAGAAUCUUCACCUUCGGUACUCUACACUUACCAAGACGGCCCAGUCAGUCUCGACGAACGCGCUGUCAAUGGCUCUCAACAGUGCAGUCGAUGCUCCCAUCAGUGGGGGCAUAGCAAGCUUCCGCCAACUUUUCCUCACCCCCGAGUAUUCAGCGCGACAUCCGGAUCGAAUCGAACAAAUUGACAAACUGCGGCAGGCUAUUGACGAUCAGGUCCGUACGAUUGACAGUUGCUUGAAGCUGCACGGUCAACUAUGCCCGCCGGACAUGUUACCAUUCCACGACACUCUGGAAAAGUUUUUUAGGAAAAACUUCCAGGAGGAAAUACACAGGCUGUCCGUCGAUACGGAGCGAGGUGCUUUGCGAGACGACAGCAGGAUAUCGCGAUCCUCUGCGGCAUCCCCCUCCCAAUUUCCUCGGUCUCUCUACGACCAAACAUCACUCAAGAGGUCGAUGUCUACUACAUCUACGAGUAGACCUGCCUUUGUGAUUCCUCCAUUGCAACUCGGCAACUCUAUCACGGACCCUUCAUCCCCGGCAUCGCAUGCUCGUCCAGCAAGCACUGGAGGGAACCAUGGUGCUCCAGAAGGCUUAGGCGGGGGAGCCGCGAAACAAACCCCUCUUCAGCGACAUAUGGCACAGUUGACCCGCCAUGGCAUAACUGGUGUGGCAUCUGGUCCUGAAAACGGCAGUGACUCUCUAUCGGCUGGUUCUCCGCACGAGUCCUAUGUCAACGUCCUAGGAACUGCCCCAACUCAUGGCGGGCUCGGCUUCGUUGGCUCAGGCGCUUCAUUCACCACGUCCGGGACGCAUUUAGGUAGCGUAGGGGGCUCUUUGAGAGGUAGAUUCUCUAAGCUAGGAAGUCUAAACUUCGGUCGCCGCGAUGGAUGAGGACGUCGCAUCAUACCAUCCCUUCGUGUUCCAUGGCAUAGGUUCUGGUGGUAACAUCUCUUACAUACUGGAUCUUUCUGAUUUUGGAUAAAUUUAUUGAUCUUUGCUCUUUGUUGUAAACACUGUACAUGUAAC
Molecule: messenger RNA, 6702 nt
Organism: Gloeophyllum trabeum ATCC 11539
Lineage: Eukaryota; Fungi; Basidiomycota; Agaricomycetes; Gloeophyllales; Gloeophyllaceae
Exons: 13
Coding region: 1-6567 (2188 amino acids)
Biological process (GO): small GTPase-mediated signal transduction
Cellular component (GO): cytoplasm; plasma membrane
Molecular function (GO): small GTPase binding; guanyl-nucleotide exchange factor activity
Source: RefSeq, a predicted model, not a curated record